AUGGACAAGGACGAGCCCAGGUUAGAGGGCAGGGAAACAUCCAGGUUUGAGGAUGUUGACCAGCCCAUGUCAGAGGGCAGGAGGACAUCCAGGUUUGAGGAUGUCGACGAGCCCAGGUCAGAGGGCAGGAGGGCAUCCAGGUUUGAGGAUGUCGACGAGCCCGGGUCAGAGGGCAGGAGGGUAUCCAGGUUUGAGGAUGUCGACGAGCUGGGGUCAGAGGGCAGGAGGGCAUCCAGGUUUGAGGAUGUCAACGAGCCGGGGUCAGAGGGCAGGAGAGCAUCCAGGUUCGAGGAUGUCAGUGAGCCCAGGUCAAAGGGCAGGGGAGCAUCCAGGUUCGGGGAUGGUGUGGAGCCCAGAUCAGAGGAUGGAAGGAGAAAGAAGGAAGAAACUUCACCGCGGGGCCGUGCUGUGACCAACGUGGAUAGGCCAAGGAAGCGCAGGAGGCGCGAGAGAUGUGCGAUUUAUGGGAGAAGGGCUGUCGAUUGCAUGUUACACGGGAUAGACGAUCGUGCUAUUAGGGUAGGUGCACAGGCAGCACAAUUUAGCGAACCUGAACAAGUUCUCAAAUAUUUUAGGGCUGUAAAGGUAGGGCAAAGUAGAGAAAGCUUUGAGAGUAAUGCGAGGAAUAAAAAUGACCGCAAGAGCUCCACUAACCCACCGAAUCGUAUAUUCACUCCUAAAACUGGCGCUGUAAAUUCAAAUAUAAGAUAUGUAGUUGAGGAUACACCCAUGACGCGGAAAAAUAAACGUAGAUAUGAAGCCGUGAUUGCAAUCGACAAAAUGCAACCGUGGUUAACUUUUUCCAGAGACUUAGACAGCGGUGAUGAUAGAGAUGAUUGUAAUAGUGAAAACGGAUUAGAAGAAUAA
This is a messenger RNA of Danaus chrysippus (African queen), 867 nucleotides long. NCBI's taxonomy places the organism in Eukaryota, Metazoa, Arthropoda, Insecta, Lepidoptera, Nymphalidae. The record is from the annotation of a GenBank genome assembly.